UCUCCAGCCGGAGCCGCUAACAAAAGAAGGAACAACGCACAUCCACAUUCAACUUCACAAAGAAACUUUUUAAAACCCUAAAAACAAAAUUAGGGUUUUAUACUGCACUCUGUAACUUCAAAUUUGGGGUUUUGGGUCCAAUUUUUGAGCUAAUUGCAAAUGGAGGCUGCAGUUGUUGAUACUGGCUCGAAGCUUCUCAAAGCUGGACCUGCCAUUCCAGAUCAAGCUCCUUCAAUGAUAAUUCCUACUCAAAUGAAGCGCAUGCUUGAAGAUGGUUCUUCUGGUGAUAAUAAUAAUUCGUUAGCAGAAGAUGUAACUGUGGAUCCUGUUGUGAGAGGUUUUGUUAGAGAUUGGGAUGCCAUGGAGGAUUUGUUGAACCAUGUUCUCUACACUGGUCUUGGAUGGGAAGUGGGCAACGAAGGACAAAUUUUAUUCACUGAUCCACUUUGUACUCCCAAGACUGUAAGAGAACAACUAGUGCAGCUUAUGUUCGAAACAUUUAAUAUCACGGGGUUUUAUGCUUCAGAACAAGCAGUACUGUCCCUUUAUGCUGUUGGACGUAUCUCUGGAUGUACUGUUGACAUUGGCCAUGGGAAAAUUGAUAUUGCUCCAGUAAUUGAAGGUGCAGUUCAGCACAUUGCCUCCAGAAGAUUUGAGGUUGGAGGUGCUGAUUUGACUAAGUUACUUGCUCAAGAACUAGGUAAAUCUAAUCCUUUGGUGAACCUCAGCAUAUCUGAUAUCGAAAAAUUGAAAGAGCAAUACUCUUGCUGCGCUGAAGAUGAACUUGCUUAUGAGAAAACCAAGCAAUCAUGUGAGAUAGAGCAGCAUACUCUACCUGAUGGACAGGUGAUAAGAAUUGGAAGAGAAAAAUAUACUGUUGGUGAGGCUCUAUUCCAACCAUCUAUAUUGGGUUUAGAGGCCCAUGGAAUUGUUGAGCAGCUUGUUCGUAGUAUUUCAACAGUUUCUUCUGAGAACCAUCGGCAGUUGUUGGAAAACACGGUUCUAUGUGGAGGCACUACUUCUAUGACUGGUUUCGAAGAUAGGUUCCAGAAAGAAUCUGGUUUGUGUUCAUCAGCUAUUCGUCCUGCAUUAGUGAAGCCACCAGAAUAUAUGCCAGAGAAUUUGGCACUGUAUUCAGCCUGGGUUGGAGGUGCAAUACUCGCUAAAGUUGUGUUCCCCCAAAAUCAGCAUAUAACUAAGGCAGACUAUGAUGAAACUGGACCUUCUGUUGUUCACCGGAAAUGCUUCUGAUAAUUCUCAGUUGAGUGAAUUCUUAAUGUUUCUCUGAUGGCGCCUAGUUGUAUUAUAGUAAGUAGAUGCUAUUUUAGUUGAGACUGUAACAUGAUAAUUCUCACUGCAGAAUGAAAGAUAUUCACUAAUUGAGCUAUCAUUGUAUCAACUCAUAUUACUUAAUUUAAAGGGUCGGUGAUUUGUAUCUUUGCACACGGAAUGAAUCAAAUGAUCCAGUCAAAGUCAUUGUAUAAAUCAUGAUUGUGCUCAAUAUU
Messenger RNA from Pistacia vera, 1505 nucleotides. RefSeq names its product actin-related protein 7. Gene Ontology annotation, biological process: anatomical structure morphogenesis. The record is from RefSeq and is a predicted model, not a curated record. Bases 160 to 1251 code for a protein of 363 amino acids. NCBI's taxonomy places the organism in Eukaryota, Viridiplantae, Streptophyta, Magnoliopsida, Sapindales, Anacardiaceae. The transcript has 7 exons. Gene Ontology annotation, cellular component: nucleus.